AUGGAUGCUGGACACAUCAUUCUGGGAAGGCCAUGGCAAUCUGAUAGGCGUGUCUUGCAUGAUGGCUUUACAAACAAGUACACCUUCCUUCACAAGGGGCGUAAGACCACUCUCAUUCCCUUAACCCCUCAAGAGGUGUAUGAAGAUCAAGUUCAGUUGAGUGGCCAAAAGACUAAACCUCAAGCCAAGAAGGAACCAACCAAAUCCAACAAGUCCCUGAACUAUCUGGCCAAAUCCAAACAGGAUUUCCAGGAUGUGUUUCCAGAGGAUUGUCCCAAGGGAUUGCCACCAGUCAGAGGCAUUGAGCAUCAAAUAGACUUUGUCCCUGGAUCCACACUUCCAAACCGUCCAGCAUACAGAACCAAUCCUGUGGAAACCAAAGAACUCCAGCGCCAAAUAGAUGAGCUUAUGGAUAAGGGUCACAUCAGGGAAAGCAUGAGUCCUUGUGCUGUUCCUGUUCUUCUUGUGCCCAAGAAAGAUGGGAGUUGGCGCAUGUGUGUGGACUGCAGAGCCAUCAACAAUAUCACUGUAAAGUAUCGACAUCCUAUCCCUAGACUUGAUGAUAUGCUUGAUGAGUUGCAUGGUUCUAGCAUUUUCUCUAAAAUUGAUUUAAAAAGUGGUUAUCAUCAGAUUAGGAUGAAAGAAGAUAAUGUGGUUUUUCUAGGCUUUGUUGUGAGUGCAGAUGGAGUCAAGGUGGAUGAAGAGAAAGUUGCAGCAAUCAGAGAAUGGCCAAGUCCUAAGACAGUGAGUGAAGUCAGAAGCUUCCAUGGCCUAGCUGGGUUCUAUAGGCGGUUUGUCCGUGAUUUUAGUACCUUGGCCGCACCUUUAACUGAAGUCAUCAAGAAAGAAGUUGGAUUCAAGUGGGAGAAAGCACAGGAGGAUGCUUUCCAGGCUCUCAAGGAUCGCUUGACUAAUGCCCCUGUUCUUAUUUUACCUGACUUCUUGAAAACUUUUGAGAUUGAAUGUGAUGCUUCAGGUAUAGGCAUUGGAGCUGUCUUGAUGCAGGACAAGAAGCCAAUUGCUUUCUUUAGUGAAAAGCUUGGAGGAGCCACUCUCAACUAUCCAACCUAUGACAAAGAACUCUAUGCCUUGGUCCGCGCUUACAAACUUGGCAACACUAUCUCUGGCCAAAGGAGUUUGUCAUCCACACAGACCAUGAAUCUCUCAAACAUCUCAAGGGCCAACAGAAGCUCAACAAGAGGCAUGCCAGGUGGGUUGAAUUCAUUGAGACAUUCCCAUAUGUCAUCAAGUACAAAAAAGAUAAAAGACUUGUAUGCUUCUGAUUCUGAUUUUGCUGAGAUCUAUAAGUCUUGUUCUAAAUUUGCUUUUGGCCGAUACUACAGACAAGAUGGGUUUCUCUUCUAUGAGAACCGUCUCUGUGUGCCUAAUUGUUCUUUGAGGGAUUUGUUUGUCAGGGAAGCACAUGGAGGAGGCUUGAUGGGACACUUUGGUGUGGCCAAAACACUUCAAGUCAUGCGUGAUCACUUUCAUUGGCCGCACAUGAUCAGAGAUGUGGAGAGGAUUUGUUCUAGAUGUGCAACUUGUAAACAAUCCAAAUCUAAGGUUCAACCUCACGGUUUGUACACUCCUCUCCCUAUUCCAUCUCAUCCCUGGACUGAUAUAUCUAUGGAUUUUGUGCUUGGAUUGCCUAGGACUAGAACUGGAAAAGAUUCUAUCUUUGUGAUAGUUGAUAGGUUCUCAAAAAUGGCUCAUUUUGUAGCAUGUCAUAAGACUGAUGAUGCAUCUCAUGUAGCUGCUCUGUUCUUUAAAGAGAUUGUUAGAUUGCAUGGCAUGCCGCGCACCAUUGUUUCUGAUCGUGACAAAAUUAAGCACAGAUGGAAAGCACAAGGCAGAAACAGUCAGAAGAUCCAUGAGCAGGCCAGAAGGAACAUUGAGGCUAAAACCAAGCAGUAUGCUCAACAAGCCAACAAGGGCCGAAAGGAAGUGAUCAAGGUUUGGAUCCAUCUGCGCAAAGAGAGAUUCCCGGCCGAGCGCAAAUCCAAACUUAUGCCGAGGAUAGAUGGACCAUUUGAGAUCACCAGAAGAAUCAACAACAACUCCUAUCAAAUCGAUCUUCAAGAUGAACCAGAUUUGAGGACAAAUCCUUUUCAAGAGGGAGGGGAUGAUAUGAUCAUGGAGGAGGUUGCUAGGAACUUGGACCAGGAAGCAGCUGGAGAGCUUGUAGCUGAGGAGGAGCAGCUUGAACCUGAGGAAGCUUUGGAGCUUUGA
This is a messenger RNA of Microthlaspi erraticum, 2229 nucleotides long. NCBI's taxonomy places the organism in Eukaryota, Viridiplantae, Streptophyta, Magnoliopsida, Brassicales, Brassicaceae. The record is from the annotation of a GenBank genome assembly.